AUGGUCGUACUUACCGAUAGCUCGCCUUGGAAGCAGGCAAUUGCUCUGCGCAACCAACGCACCUCCCCGCUGCUCAAGCUGCCUGGCGAAAUUCGCAACACGAUCUACGGCUACGUACUCGGGCACCCAGUGUGGUAUGUCGGUAACUCUCACGAGAAGCGAGAUGCCGAAGGCAACGUCUACGAAAUCUUCCGACUGUACGAAGAGACCCAGCCGGGCCGCCACAAGCCGAGGGCGUCCUUCGGUCCGUCCUUGCUGGGUGUAUCGCGCCAAAUACACCUGGAGGCAUGGCCACUUUUCUAUUCAUCAAGCACCUUCGUAGUCGGCAACCCAAGAUUGUUCUUCUUCUGGAUCGACUCACUGCCUGAAGUUGCGCGGCUUGCUGUCGCCUCCGUCAGUUUGGCUAAACUCGCCCUUCAUGGACGGGUUAAUGGUACAAGCGUGGAUCUCGACGUGUCUGACGCCUUGUACCCCCGCACGUCAUUCCCUCCCCUCGACAUUCAUCAAAUAAGACAAGCCCCCACACUCGCCUCUUCCUGGGAAUACAAUGUCCUCACAUCCUUGGGUGACGUGUACUGGAGACUACCCGGCCUGAAGCAUCUUCACCUCACUGUCAAGGUAACAUACGGCGAGUUUCAGGGGUUCCAUGCCCCGUAUCGUCGAGUCGAGGACCAAGACAUUGAGGCCAAGGUGCGCUCGACGGUGGCGAAUGUCUUCGCGCUUCCCAAUGUACACGUUGACUCGGAUGUGCUUCUUUACAAGAGAUAG
Messenger RNA from Alternaria triticimaculans, 768 nucleotides. RefSeq lists its product as uncharacterized. Lineage: Eukaryota; Fungi; Ascomycota; Dothideomycetes; Pleosporales; Pleosporaceae. The record is from RefSeq and is a predicted model, not a curated record. Bases 1 to 768 code for a protein of 255 amino acids. The transcript is spliced from 2 exons.